AUUAGCAGUUAUUGUAGCGUAGUGUCAGUGUAUGGUCCGAAACAUAUGGCUGAGAGGAUAGGAGUCGGAACUGUGACUCACAGAGCUGCCAUGGCUUCUCCUUCUCCUUCUCCUUCCACCUUCUCUAAAACACUCCCCACCCCCAACCGCCUCACCAUUGUUACUCGGAAACGCCCUUUUCGAGUCGACCCUCGCAGAACUCACCUAUCCAUCGUUUCUUCUCUCCCAGUCAGAGCUUCUGUAUCCACAGAGGACCUCCCUACCUCUUCAGUUACGUAUAAGGCUGUCGAGAAUUUGGUAAUUAUAGGUUCAGGUCCUGCUGGAUAUACAGCGGCAAUAUACGCAGCUAGAGCGAAUUUGAAGCCUGUAGUGUUUGAAGGUUAUCAAGUAGGUGGUUCUCCUGGAGGUCAGUUGAUGACUACCACAGAAGUGGAGAACUUUCCUGGAUUUCCUGAUGGGAUAACUGGGCCAGAUUUGAUGGACCGGAUACGGCGGCAAGCUGAGCGAUGGGGAGCAGAGCUCUACCAAGAAGAUGUGGAAUAUAUUGAUGUGAAAAGCAACCCCUUUACUAUAAGGAGUAGUGAACGUGAGGUAAAGUGCCACAGUGUUAUUGUAGCUACAGGAGCUACUGCAAAAAGGCUCAGUUUACCUCGUGAACAUGAAUUUUGGAGUAGAGGAAUUAGUGCUUGUGCAAUUUGUGAUGGAGCAUCACCACUGUUUAAGGGGCAAGUUCUUGCUGUAGUUGGAGGAGGUGAUACAGCAACUGAGGAAGCAUUAUAUCUUACGAAGUAUGCUCGUCAUGUGCAUUUACUUGUCCGAAGGGACCAACUGAAGGCAUCUAAAGCAAUGCAAGAUAGAGUUUUCAACAAUCCAAAUAUUACCUUGCACUUCAAUACAGAGGCCGUGGAUGUCAUCAGCAAUACCAAGGGCCAGAUGUCUGGGAUUUUAGUUAAGAAGAUUGGCACAGGAGAGGAAUCAGUGCUUGAAGUGAAAGGUUUAUUCUAUGGCAUAGGUCACACUCCGAACAGUCAGUUGUUGGAAGGUCAAAUUGAACUUGAUAGUGCUGGUUAUGUGGUAGUGAAGGAAGGUACUGCAAAAACUUCUAUUGAAGGUGUCUUUGCAGCUGGAGAUGUACAGGAUCAUGAAUGGAGGCAAGCCAUAACAGCAGCUGGAUCAGGCUGUGUAGCUGCUUUAUCAGUUGAGAGAUAUCUUGCAGGCAAUAAUCUGCUUGUUGAGUUUCACCAGCAGCCCAAAACCGUAGAGGUUGAGAAGCAACUCACGGAUAGAGAUAUACAAGAGGGUUUUGAUAUAACACUUACAAAGCACAAGGGUCAGUAUGCUCUGAGGAAGUUAUAUCAUGAAAGUCCAAGACUUAUAUGUGUGCUAUACACAGCACCAACAUGUGGUCCAUGUAGGACCUUGAAGCCCAUUUUAAGCAAGGUAAUAGAUGAAUUUGAUCAAAAUGUGCACUUUGUUGAAAUUGACAUCGAGGAAGAUCCAGAGAUUGCUGAGGCAGCUGGGAUUAUGGGCACUCCAUGUGUGCAGUUUUUCAAAAACAAAGAAAUGAUCAGGACUGUAUCAGGGGUGAAAAUGAAGAAAGAGUACAAAGAAUUCAUUGAGGCGAACAAAUAGCGGAAUGUAAUUCUUUAGUUGAGGCCGAUCCAUUCAUUUUUCAAUUGGUUUUGCUCCUUCCUAGUAGGGUGUUUGAUAUUCCCAUCUUGUAUUUUCUGAUAAGCACCAAUAAUUUGAUUGAUGCAGUCUUGCAGUGCAUAAUUUGGAAAACAAUUUUGAAA
This is a messenger RNA of Telopea speciosissima, 1793 nucleotides long. Its product is annotated as thioredoxin reductase NTRC. Gene Ontology annotation, biological process: removal of superoxide radicals. Lineage: Eukaryota; Viridiplantae; Streptophyta; Magnoliopsida; Proteales; Proteaceae. The coding region runs from base 46 to 1632 and encodes 528 amino acids. The record is from RefSeq and is a predicted model, not a curated record. The transcript has 10 exons. Gene Ontology annotation, cellular component: cytoplasm. Gene Ontology annotation, molecular function: thioredoxin-disulfide reductase (NADPH) activity.